AUGGGCAAAAAGACCAAGGCCCAAAAAGCCAAGGCCAAGGAACCGCCUUCCAUCCCAACCGAGAGCCAGGAGCAAACGCCAACCGAUCUACCCACUCCUCCAUACGAUAAAUCCGGCUUUGAUGAGACUGACUUUCCUCCGCUCCCUGCUAGCUCCGUUACCGAUGCCGUCCCCGCCCUCGGCGGUCGCAAGAACAGCCAGGAUGUCGAUGACACCGUUGGUGCCGUUGGCGAUCUCGCAAAGGGUUCCGCUGGUGGCCUCCAGGUCCCCGGUAAGACCGAUACCGGCAGCAAGGAUGACAAGGGAUCCCUUCAGAUCAAGAUUCACCUGAACUUGCACGCCAAGGUCAAGCUUGAGCUCGACGCCCAGGUCUACGGUGACAUUGUCAUCGGACUGCUGUAA
Molecule: messenger RNA, 402 nt
Organism: Penicillium salamii
Lineage: Eukaryota; Fungi; Ascomycota; Eurotiomycetes; Eurotiales; Aspergillaceae
Source: the annotation of a GenBank genome assembly